AUGGCCUUGGCCCCGCUCCUCCUCGUAUUGCUCAUGUGCUGCUCAGGUUGUCUUGCUCAGACCGCGCCAACUCAGCUGCCUUCGGUGUCCGUCUCUCCCGGACAAACUGCUACGAUCACCUGUACAGGGAGUAGCAUUGGUAGCUACGGAGCAAAUUGGUACCAACAGAAACCUGGGAGUGGCCCCGUCCUCGUUAUGGACUAUGAUAAUGACAGACCCUCCGGUAUCUCGGACCAGUUCUCUGGUUCCAAGUCCGGUAACACGGCCACAUUGACCAUCACUGGAGUCCAAGCCAAGGAUGAGACUGAUUAUUACUGCAGCGCUUAUGAUAGUGGCAGUAGCUCUCCACACAGUGACACAGUGCAAUGGGGAAGUUCCCUGGCCCUGUACGUGAUGACACAGUCACCUGUGGUGUCCAUCUCACCAGGACAAACUGCUGAACUGACCUGCACAGGGAGAAAUGUUGGUACCUACGUGAGUUGGUACCACCAGAAACUUGGCAGUGCCCCUGUGCUGUUUAUAUAUGAGAAUACCAAGCGACCCUCCAGCAUCCCUGACCGAUUCUCUGGUGCCAGAUCUGGGAACACGGCCACGUUGUCCAUCACUGGAGUCCAGGCCCAGGACGAGGCUGAUUAUUACUGUUUUGCUUAUGAUAAAGACAGCAGCACUCCUCACAGUGACACAGAGCAAUGGGGAAGUGAGACACAAACCUGCUGCUAG
This is a messenger RNA of Alligator mississippiensis (American alligator), 720 nucleotides long. Its product is annotated as immunoglobulin lambda-1 light chain-like. Bases 1 to 720 code for a protein of 239 amino acids. NCBI's taxonomy places the organism in Eukaryota, Metazoa, Chordata, Crocodylia, Alligatoridae. The transcript is spliced from 3 exons. Gene Ontology annotation, biological process: immune response; immunoglobulin production. The record is from RefSeq and is a predicted model, not a curated record.